Messenger RNA from Tricharina praecox, 738 nucleotides. RefSeq lists its product as uncharacterized. Bases 116 to 571 code for a protein of 151 amino acids. The record is from RefSeq and is a predicted model, not a curated record. Lineage: Eukaryota; Fungi; Ascomycota; Pezizomycetes; Pezizales; Pyronemataceae. The transcript has a single exon.
CCCCAACCCAGCCCGAACCCAGCCCAGUGUAUAUCCGACCCCAUCCUGAAAGGUAAAGAAAAGAAAAGAAAAGAAAUCGAAAAUCGAGAAAACUGCAAAAUGCAACACCACCGCCAUGAAUUUUUUUGCUCCUCCAUCUCCUUCUCCUCCUGCCCCUUCUGCUCCUGCUCCAUCCUGCUCCAUCCUGCUCCAUCCUGCUCCAUCCUGCUCCAUCCUGCUCCAUCCUGCUCCAUCCUGCUCCAUCCUGCUCCAUCCUGCUCCAUCCUGCUCCAUCCUGCUCCAUCCUGCUCCAUCCUGCUCCAUCCUGCUCCUCCCGCCCAUGUUGCUCCUCCCGCCCAUCCUGCUCCUGCUCCUACUCCUCCUUCUCCAGCACCUGAUCGUGAUCGUACCACAGCCCAAUAUAAACAAAAAAAGUAAAAAAGUAAAAGAAACAAGAAAAAAAUGGAAAAAGAAGAAAAAGCGAAGACGCGAAAAAGCAAGAACGAAAACAAAAAACAAAUGCCACAAACACCAGCGACCGCAACCAAAGCCAAAAACAGCCAAAAACCAAAGCCAAAAACAGCCAAAAUAAACAAAUCUCAAAUCCCACAGAAAUCGGGCACGAGACCCAAAAACAAAAACCAGAAACCAAAAAGGUUAAGCAAACCAAAAUCAAAACCAAAAAGGUUAAGCAAAAAUGAAAAACAUCCUUUUCCGGGUUCCCCGCUCUCAUUCCCCACCACCCACCGCGCAGCGCCC